Molecule: messenger RNA, 1100 nt
Organism: Onychostoma macrolepis
Lineage: Eukaryota; Metazoa; Chordata; Actinopteri; Cypriniformes; Cyprinidae
Gene: pagr1
Product: PAXIP1 associated glutamate-rich protein 1
Exons: 5
Coding region: 169-957 (262 amino acids)
Source: RefSeq, a predicted model, not a curated record
UGGCGCUGUGGGCGGAUCCGCUCAUCCGGGUCCUGACGUCAGAGCGCCGAGAUAAACAACGGCUCAAUGAGCGACUACAGUAUUAUUCGCUGAACUAACCGCACACUGAUGCGUCUUAUUAUUCCGCGCAGCUGUCUAUGAGAGUAGAAGGAAAACAACUGAGGGGCGAUGCAGGCGGCGGAGGAGGCGCUGGCGGAGCGCGUCGAGUCGAUGGGAGUCAGCGAGGAGCAGAAAACUGCAGGAAAACCAGAAGACAAGGAGCCAGAAAGAAGUGAGGAGACGCAUGAAGACGCAGAAGAUGCUGCAGCAGAGGACGACACAAAAGGAGACGAAGGCUGCGUGGAGGCGGAGGAGCAGAAGGAGGGUGGAGAGAUGAACGGAGGCGGCGAGGAGGACUGGGAGAUCCCGUACAGCGACGAGGAGAUGGAGGACCCCAGGAGCUGGAUGCCUCCGCCCGACGAGAUCAAGCGGCUCUACGAGAUCCUGGCGAGAGGAGAAGAGCUGGAGCUGAAGUGGGAGCCGCUUCCACGCCGACCUCCGACCCCUCCACGCACGCCCUCGCCCGAGAGAGACGGAGACGCCUCGCAGGAGAACCAGGAGGAGGACAACCAGCGCCGGGCUCUCACACCGACUGAAUUUGAUUUCGAUGAGGAGCAGACGAUGGCGACUCCCAAGAACUCUUUUCUGAGUCGCCGCAGAACUCCAGGAUCCUCCGGCCGCUCUACGGUCAAGCGCGAGGCCCGGCUGGACAAAGUGCUGUCGGACAUGAAGCGGCACAGAAAGAUCGAGCAGCAGAUUCUGCGGUCGGGUCGCGAUCUGUUCAAGAGUGAUAAAGCGCGGCUGGCGGCCGUCGUGGAGAAGCCCUUAUCACCCAACAGCCAGCGCGAGCGGGAGAAAGAGCGGGAGCGGGACAGUGACCCCAGCACCGUCUUCAGCCCGCGCCAGCGCAGAUACUGACCGCGACUCUUCACUCUGCAGCGGACUCUUAUACUCAUGUCUUUUUUUUAUUCAGGUCUUUUCUAUGUGAAUAAAUAAGUGUAUUGCGUAGCUGCUGGUGUCCUGCGGUUUCAUUAAAUCACACUAAACUCUUCAGAACUGAA